Messenger RNA from Lampris incognitus (smalleye Pacific opah), 2174 nucleotides. It is a transcript of the gene irf3, whose product is annotated as interferon regulatory factor 3. The record is from RefSeq and is a predicted model, not a curated record. The transcript is spliced from 11 exons. The coding region runs from base 144 to 1484 and encodes 446 amino acids. NCBI's taxonomy places the organism in Eukaryota, Metazoa, Chordata, Actinopteri, Lampriformes, Lampridae. Gene Ontology annotation, biological process: immune system process; regulation of transcription by RNA polymerase II. Gene Ontology annotation, molecular function: RNA polymerase II cis-regulatory region sequence-specific DNA binding; DNA-binding transcription factor activity, RNA polymerase II-specific; protein binding. Gene Ontology annotation, cellular component: nucleus.
CACAGACAUUGGCGGAAUUUCCCGGGUCUGGCCAGGAGACAGCUGGCAGCGUGAGGAGCGGAUUCAGAUGCAGGCGUUUUCCGCUUCGCUCUCUCAUUGACAGCGCAACCGGCGGAUGAAGACCGUCCAGUCUCGGCUUUGCGAUGUCCCAGUCCAAACAACUCCUCAUCCCUUGGUUGCGGACUCAGAUUGACAGUGGGCGGUACCCUGGUGUCAUGUGGACCAAUCAGGAGCAGACAGAGUUCUGCAUCCCGUGGAAGCAUGCGCUGAGACAGGACUCCUCCAGCCUGGAUGUGCUCGUCUUUAAGAGCUGGGCUGAGGUCAGCGGGAACGGCAGGGCCCACGGAGACCCCUCAGUCUGGAAGAGGAAUUUCCGCAGCGCACUCCGAGCCAAAGGUUUCAAAAUGGUCGCAGACAAGAAGAACGAUGCCGCUAACCCCCACAAGGUGUUCCGCUGGCCGGAGGAGGCGUCCUCUGGAGGCCAUCAAUGUGCCGGGUCCCAGGACCAGGAGGACGCAGACCAGUGCCAAGUCCUUCCUUUCCCUGUACAAGAAGCAAGCACGGGGAGCCAGGACUUCCCCGGCCAUGAUGACUUCUUUUAUCUGCCAGAGGGCGCUGUGUUUACAGCAGGGGGCGGCGCGGAGCCGGAUAUUUUGGAACAGUGCCUGCUGGGACUUAACAUUGAAGCUCCAAUAGAGGGCGUCGUUCUCCCCGUCUGUGAGCUGCCUCUGGAGUACCCGCAAGACAUGAUUGGCGGCGCUGCGUUACCGGAGCAACCAGCGGAUGGAGCCGUGGGAGUGGCUUGUGAGCAACAGAUGGUGGAGCAGUUCAUGGAUAACAUGUCCAGGACCAUGGUCGGAGAGCAGUUCAAAACGCAGUUCCGGGUGCUGGUUUUCUAUCGAGGGGUGAAGGUUUCGGAGCAGCUGGUCAGCAACGAGGCCGGCCUGCGACUCGUCUACAGGCCUGACCUCACCCAGCCCGUGUUGGAUCCCCAGUCCAAUUUAUCCCUGGUUCCUCUGCCGAGCCCGGGAGCCAUGUUGGACAAGACCCAGGCCAACCUCACACAGCGCAUCCUGGACAAGCUGGGCGGAGGCCUGGAGGUGGGGGUGGCAGGGUCCGGCAUCUACAGCCAGCGGCUGGGCGAGAGCCACGCCUUCUGGAGCCUCUGCAAGUUCGACAGGAGCAAACAACCACAGGAAGUUGCCAAACGGGAGUCCCAAAUGCUCUUCCAGUUUAAGGACUUUGUGAGAGGAAUCCUGGCUUUCAUCAGUGGAAACGAGAGUCCUCCCUGCUCGCUGUUCUUCUGUCUCGGGGAGAAGUGGCCCGACCCGGACCAGCGGCCCUGGGAGAAGAAACUAGUCACCGUGGAGGUGGUCUUAACAUCCCUGGAGAUUCUCAAGAGCAUUGCUGUGAGUGGUGGCGCCUCCUCCCUGCAGUCGGUGGAACUGCAGAUGUCCCUGGAGGAGAUGAUGGAGUUGUGCUGAAGUCUGAGCUGACUCUAGAUGUGUGAUGACAGGUUUACUGAAAGCCCUCACACGGACGCCAAAAUUACACACACACCCCCCACCCCAACCCCCACACACUUAAACCUGGCAUUAAUUCACAACAGUGCUCAUCACUGGAUUCAGCAUCAAAGAAUAGAGGGAACGAAUUAAGAAUAUAACACACGGCUAAAACAGCAACAAAAUGUGUGAAGACUUUUUGAUUUUUAGACACAAAGUGUUGUAACACAAAAGGAAUAACAUCCAUCCAUCCAUCCAUUAUCCAAACCACUUAUUGCCGUCAUUCACCAUGAAGAUGGGAAGAGUAAUAUUAGCCGUAUGUUAUCAUUGCAACUUCAAAAAAAAAACAAAAUACAACACUACAGUCCAGAGACUGCUCAGUUUACUACCAAACACCUAACAGUCAGUGAAAUCCGUGUAAAUAUAACUGACACGGACAUGACAUGUUCUGUUAAAGGUACAAUCCGCAUUUGAUCCGCACAGCGGCAGUCCGCCCCGCUUCUGCCGUUGUCCUGGUCGGCCGUCGGAAACGUUUCGUUUCUUUACUUGUAAAGGAGAAAAAUCAGCCGGUACCGUGUUGCUUUUGCUCCCUUUUAAAGCCUUUCAUCUGUCUCCCUUUUUAAAAAAAAAAACCAAAUACACAAUGUUUACCCGAGAUGUGGAGGUGGAAAA